Molecule: messenger RNA, 2799 nt
Organism: Mycosarcoma maydis (corn smut)
Lineage: Eukaryota; Fungi; Basidiomycota; Ustilaginomycetes; Ustilaginales
Exons: 1
Coding region: 1-2799 (932 amino acids)
Molecular function (GO): ATP binding; nucleic acid binding; RNA helicase activity
Source: RefSeq, a predicted model, not a curated record
AUGCGCGUUCAGCAAUCCAAGCCGAGCGCAGCGGCCAAGCGCAAAGCUGCCGCGACCUCCCUCACCACAUCACCGCAAAAGAAAAGAGCCAACACCACUCCGAAGCGUGCCAAAGAUGAUGAUUUCAUCAUGACGCUCGAUUCCGAUGACGAUGUCGAAGACCUCGAUGCUGCCCAUGUCGAUGCAGACCAUGUUGCCUCGGACAAUUCCGAGCGCGAGCCUGAACCAGAAGCAGAACUAGAACCAGAACACUCGUCCACACCACCAGACGGCAAACUCACCAAAAACCAGCGCAAACGCAAGGAGAAGGCACAUCUCGUCGGUAAAGAAAAAAUCAUCGAGUCUCUUGCGUCCCGCUCCAAGACCAAUUCCGCAGCGGCGGUCAAGGACGCUAUGGCACUCGACAAGGAUUUUGAGUUUGACAUCUUCGGAGACGGAUCUGCUGUCGACUACACCGGUGCUGAAGCGAAUGGUUGGGACAUGAGCGUUACCGGCACAAGAAUGCACAAGAAGUUGAACGUGGAUGAUAUCAUUGAAAAGAGGAGAAAGGUUCUUCCCACGUUGCCAGCGCCGGUUGAGGAGGAGGAGGAAAACAGUGACGAGGACGAUCAGGACGAUGAUCUGGACGACGACAUCAAGUAUGCCGAAUACCAAGACAGCGACGAUGACGAGGACCGAUUCGGCGGUGGCAAUGGCAACAUUGUCGGUCAAAACAAGGAUGAGGAUCAACAAGAUGCAGCAGAGUUGGACAGUCAAGAGGAUCCGCUCAGCAGUGAUGCAGAAAGCGCCUCCGACGAUGACGAUGACAAUGACAAUGACGAUGACGAUGACGAGCUUCAAGUAGCAGAGCAAGACGAAGAAUCAAACUCGAGCGAAGACGAUUCCGACCUGGAAACUGAACAGGAGAAAGCCAGGAAAGCCGCCUUCUUUGCCGAAGACCCCAUCGCCACCUCUGCCGAUUCCUCUUCGAAAAGCAAGUCAACCAACGAUGCCGAAUCUUCAUUUGGUGCGUUCGACCUCUCCCGACCCGUCCUCCGCGCGCUCUCUUCGCUCUCCUUCCACAAGCCCACCCCAAUCCAAUCUCGCACCAUCCCCAUCGCGCUCGCCGGCAAAGACAUUGUUGCCGGCGCCGUCACCGGUUCCGGUAAGACGGCCGCCUUCAUGAUCCCCACCAUCGAGCGUCUCACCUGGCGAGCCAAAACACGUACACCUCACGAAGCCAAGUCGCGCGUCCUGAUCCUUGCCCCGACGCGUGAGCUCGCCAUCCAAUGUUAUUCGGUGGGAAAAUCUAUCGCCAAGUUCACCGACAUUCGCUUCUGCCUCUGCGUCGGUGGUCUGUCGGUAAAGUCACAGGAAGCCGAACUGAAACUUCGGCCUGAAGUCGUCAUCGCUACACCAGGUCGUCUCAUCGAUCACGUUCGCAACUCGGCCAGUUUUACCCUGGACGACAUUGAGAUCCUCGUCAUGGACGAAGCGGAUCGAAUGCUGGAAGACGGGUUUGCGGACGAGUUGAAUGAGAUUGUCAAAUCAUGUCCCAAGGGAGCGAGACAGACCAUGCUGUUUUCGGCGACCAUGACGGACGAUGUUGAGCAGCUGGUCAGGUUGUCGCUUAAACGGCCGGUCCGAUUGUUUGUUGAUCCCAAGCGUACGACGGCCAAGAAGCUCAUCCAGGAAUUCGUACGAGUUCGAGGCACAGGCACAGGUGGCGUUGCUGGUGCCGACGGCCUCUCGGGUAUCCAAGACCAACCGGCGACUUGGAUCUCUGGAGGCAGGAAAUCCGAAGACGCCCAACGACCAGCGUUGCUGCUCUCUCUGUGCACUCGAACUUUCACCAGCCAGACCAUGAUCUUUGUGCGCUCGAAAAAGCUCGCGCAUCAGCUCAAGAUUGUGUUUGGCCUGCUCGGCCUUUCGGCUGGCGAGUUGCACGGCGACCUGUCGCAAGAGCAACGUAUCGACGCACUCACCGAUUUCCGCGAUGGCAAGACGGACUUUCUGCUCGCCACAGAUCUCGCCUCGCGCGGUCUCGACAUCAAGGGUGUACAGACGGUGAUCAACUACGACAUGCCGGGACAGUUCGAAGCGUACCUUCACCGAGUAGGACGUACGGCGCGUGCAGGUCGAAACGGUCGUGCGGUCACGCUUGUUGGCGAAGCGGAUCGACGGAUGCUCAAGCUCGCCAUUAAAAAGUCGUCGGCCGAGCAGAUCAAGCACCGUAUCAUCCCCUCGGCUGUCGCUGCGCACAUGUGCGAGACACUGGAGCGACUCAAGCCCGAAGUCGACGCGGUUCUGCGCGAGGAAAAGGAAGAAAAAGCGCUACGCAUCGCAGAAAUGGAACUCAAGAAGGGCGAGAACAUGGCCAAUCACGCCGACGAGAUCUUCUCGCGACCCAAACGCACCUGGUUCCAAUCCGGAUCGGAAAAGACACAAGCGUCAGCGCUGAGCAAAGCUGGCUACCAAGCCACAAUGGAUGCGCGCUCCAGCAGCAAGCAGAAGGACAAAUAUGCUGGAUUGAGCAGGAAGAAGCGUCGAAGCAAGAUGAUGCGUCAAGAGAUCGAAAGGGAGAGAAAAGACGCGAGCGGCUCGGCGGGUGCAAAGACCGCCAGCGGCGGUGGAAUGGAUGCUGGCAUUCGCGCUGCCAAAAAGGCGCAGAGACCGACAAAGUUGGGCGUUGCACCGCUCAAGCUCGCUAACAAGAGCAAGGGUAAACAGUCCGGCCGAAACGCUAGACCCAGCGCAACCGGUGGUAGCAAGACCAAAAGCUCGUUCAACCGAGAUUUCAGUGGCAACAAGCGUCGUUAG